AAGAUGAUCAUUGCAGUAACGUAUCGGUCGCCUUUGUGAAACGAUCAUGAGCGAUCCGAAACACAUAACAGAUAACGAAAACCUCAAUGACUACGGUACACGAAUAAUUCGAUGGUUUCUCAUAUCACUAGGUGCCUGGCCACAAACGAGCGCAUCAAACAAUAAAAUGAAAAAACUCGCGGUGUCAAUGCAAAUCUUCAUUUUUUCGACCGCGUUGGCAAUCAUUCUGAUACCAUGCAUGUUGUACAUAGGGUUCGAGAAAAAAGACAUUAAGACUAAAUUACACGCCAUCGUUCCGCUGUUUAACAGAAUUUCAGGAUCCUUAUCUUACUGGAUAAUACUUACGCGUAACAAAGACGUUCAACGCUGCAUACGGCACAUGGAAACAGAUUGGAAACUCGUUCGGAGAAUCGAUAAUCGCAAAGUGAUGCUGCAAUAUGCCAAGUUCGGCCGCUGGACGACCGCCUUAUCCGCGACGUUUAUACAUGGUAGUACGUACAUCUUUAACAUGAUCAAGGCGAUGGAAACAACAACCGUUAUCAUCGGCAACAAAACUAUUACGAUACAUCCGAUGACAUGUCCAAUGUACAGCAGGAUACUUGAUGUGAGAUUCAGCCCUGCAAACGAGAUCAUGCUGGGUGUGCAAUACUUGUCGACGUUUGUAAUGGCUUCUUCUAUAGCAACUGUUUAUAGUCUCGCUACCGUCUUCGCGGCACAUGCUUGCGGUCAACUGAAUGUACUGCAUACGUGGUUAAACGAGCUCGCCGAGGAAAAAACUAAUCAUUUAGCAGAACGAAAACUUGGAGCCGUCGUGAAACAUCAUUGGAGAGUCCUCAGUUUUGUACAACAAAUAGAGAGUAUUAUGCAUAAAGCCUGUCUAUCAAUAUUGAUGGGAUGCACGAUAAAUAUGUGUUUCCUUGGAUAUUUCCUUGUUAUGAACUGGAGUGCGUUCAAUAAGGCAAAAAUAUUAGCAAAUUUUAUAACAUACAUGUCAACGAUCACAAAUUUAUUUAUAAUUUGUUACAUCGGUGAAAUCCUCACGGAAGAGUGUGAAAAAAUUGGAGACAUAACAUAUAUGACUAAUUGGUAUAAACUGCCUCAUAAAACAGCGCUCGGUCUCAUUUUGAUAAUCAUGCAAUCGAGUCACACUAUCAAGAUAACUGCGGGAAAAUUAUUUCUGUUAUCCAUAGCAACCUUUGGUGACGUACUCAAAACUUCCACGGCAUAUUUAAAUAUCUUACGAACGAUGACCACAUAAAUUGUAGAAACUCUGAAAGUUAUAAAACACAUGUAUGGAAUAUCUUCCAAGUAGAAUAAAUGUUAAAUAAACGUGCAUAAUAAUAAUUAUGGUAUAACAGAAUUUUCUGCGAUUAAAUUUUUGAAAGUACAAAUAGUAUUCCCCACAAUUUCCCUGAAACUAAAGAAAUUAAAACCCAAUACUAUUUACGAAACUUGCAUGCACAGCCACAAAAAAGUACUUUCGUAUUCCUUCCCGAACGCGGCCUUAAAACUUAUACAUUGAGAAAUCGAUUUAACUCACGACGCGGUUUCGUUAAUGUUAACAGUAAAGCGGGGAGCACACACUUCUGCACAACGCAUAAUGCGUAAGCAUAACAAAACUGAUUAGUCCAUGUACAAGUGCAUAAGAAAAUAGACCAAUCAAUUUUCUUAUGCUUACGCAUUAUGCGUUGUGCAAAAGUGUGUGUCCGGGCCCUAAAGAAUUGAAAUAACAACACACUACUAAUAAAGGCAUAAAGGCAUUAAACAGAGGUACUGAUGCAAAUACCUUCAUUCCUUCUAUUUUUUCUGAUUUCUGCGGCGUAAAUACCGGAGUUAACCAAUUCUUGCGUCAGACACUUUUGAACUUUAUUACAUACACCACAAAACAUCAUUAGAUCUAGAACUUUUUUGAAACAGUAACUAAUCAUAUUAUAAACGUUUUACCUGAUAAAUUGCACGUGUCAUAUAAAAUAAUGAAAAG
This is a messenger RNA of Temnothorax curvispinosus, 1981 nucleotides long. Its product is annotated as odorant receptor 82a-like. The coding region runs from base 47 to 1258 and encodes 403 amino acids. NCBI's taxonomy places the organism in Eukaryota, Metazoa, Arthropoda, Insecta, Hymenoptera, Formicidae. Gene Ontology annotation, biological process: detection of chemical stimulus involved in sensory perception of smell; sensory perception of smell. The transcript is spliced from 5 exons. The record is from RefSeq and is a predicted model, not a curated record. Gene Ontology annotation, cellular component: plasma membrane. Gene Ontology annotation, molecular function: olfactory receptor activity; odorant binding.